AUGGCAAAAAGUAGUAAAGAUACAAAAACUGUAGCAGCCACUGGUGAUAAGAAAAAUGCUUUAAAGCAUUAUGUAAUAAAAGGUCAAAAAAAAAUCCUUACCCCAGUACGAGCAAAAAAAACUAUUGCUAAAAAACACUAUGGAAGAAAAUUAGCUUCAAAGAAAAAAUUUGUUGUACAAAGAAAAAUGAGAAAAUCAAUUGAAGUAGGAAAAGUAGCUAUUAUAUUAACAGGAAAACAUAUGGGAAAACGAUGUAUAAUAGCUAAGGUAUUAAAAUCAGGCUUACUAGCUGUAGUAGGUCCAUAUGAAGUUAAUGGUGUACCUUUAAAAAGAGUAGAUCCAAGAUAUUUAAUAGUAACAUCAACAAACAUUUUUGAUUUUGAUAACUUAUCACAAAUCAAAGAGAAAUUUAUUCAAUCUGCUGAAAAAAUUCAUGAUGAAAUUUUCAGAAAAUCUAUGGAUAUUAAAAAAAGGCAAAAAAAAUUAUUAAAAAAUAAAGAUGAGGCCCUUUUUAUGAAUGAUGUUAUACAAAAAAUUAAAGAAAUACGAGAUUCUGAUCCAAAAAUGAAAAGAAUAAAAUUAUUACAAAAAGAAAUAGGAGAUAUAUUAAAACCAGAACUAUCAAAAGAUAAAAUGUUUAGAUCAUAUAUAAAAUCAAAAUUCACCUUAAGAAAUAAUAUGGCCUUUCACAACAUGAAAUUUUAA
Messenger RNA from Plasmodium vinckei vinckei, 705 nucleotides. Its product is annotated as 60S ribosomal protein L6-2, putative. Gene Ontology annotation, biological process: cytoplasmic translation; ribosomal large subunit assembly. Gene Ontology annotation, cellular component: cytosolic large ribosomal subunit; ribosome. Bases 1 to 705 code for a protein of 234 amino acids. The transcript has a single exon. Gene Ontology annotation, molecular function: RNA binding; structural constituent of ribosome. Lineage: Eukaryota; Apicomplexa; Aconoidasida; Haemosporida; Plasmodiidae. The record is from RefSeq and is a predicted model, not a curated record.